This is a messenger RNA of Photinus pyralis (common eastern firefly), 3823 nucleotides long. Its product is annotated as HEAT repeat-containing protein 5B-like. Gene Ontology annotation, cellular component: Golgi apparatus; endocytic vesicle; membrane. NCBI's taxonomy places the organism in Eukaryota, Metazoa, Arthropoda, Insecta, Coleoptera, Lampyridae. The record is from RefSeq and is a predicted model, not a curated record. Gene Ontology annotation, biological process: retrograde transport, endosome to Golgi; intracellular protein localization; endocytosis.
UGAGUGGGAUAAAUUUUGUGGUGUAUAAUUUGUGCCCUAAUUUAAACAAUAAAUAAUAAAUACCCAAUAAUCCGAAUUACACUGCUUUUGUGAGUGUUUUGUGAAUAAAUGCACCCCAAGGAGUAAACUGUGCAGGAACCAUUCCACAACAAACUGGAUCAUAAUGGAGCUUUCGCAUAGUCUAACAUUGAACGAAGAAGCAUUGGCACAAGUUCCAGCAGCAAAGAGGCCGGUAUUUGUAUUUGAAUGGCUUCGAUUUUUAGAUAAAGUAUUAAUUGCAGCUCAAAAGAAUGAUAUUAAGGGUUGCCAAAAGAAAUUAGUGGAGCAAUUAACAAGUCACAUUCAAGAGUCACCUGGACCGCCCACAAGGAAGUUAAUUGCCAGAUCGUUGGCUACACUUUUUUCUGUUGGCGAUACAUUCCUUCUAUUCGACACUGUCAAUAAGUGCAAUGAGAUAUUAAAGAACAAGGACGACUCGCCUAGUUUUUUACCUACCAAAUUAGCUGCAAUUUGUUGUGUGGGAUCUAUGUAUGAGAAAUUGGGCAGGAUGAUGGGAAGAUCAUACGAAGAAACCGUUCAAAUACUCAUCAGGUGUCUACGAAGUGGCGAAUCUCAAACUCGUAUUGAAAUCAUGUUGACACUAGAAAAGGUAUGUGCGGGUAUGGGUAACGCAAUCUCGAAUGUGCACAAAGAAAUAUAUAAGGCAGCGCGACAUUGCCUAAUCGAUAGGGUAAUGGCGGUGCGUUGUGCUGCGUCACGGUGUAUACUGGAAAUGUUAAACCAUGCGCCUUUUUUGUAUACGACCGAACUGGAAAACUUUGCGACCUUGUGCUUUAGGGCUUUUGACGGUUCCAAUUACGAAGUACGUUGUUUCGUUGCAAAACUGUUGGGUACUCUUAUAGCGACCACUCAGCAAAAUCAGAAGACUGGCCAAAGUGCGCAACAACUGAAGAACGUUAAAUUAGUUUCUUUAGACGAAGCCUUGGGUAUACUAAUGUCUGGUUUUCUAAGAGGAGGGGUAGGAUUCCUGAAAGGUACCGGAGAAAUUAUUAAAGGCAGUUCUGGGGUGAAUCGGGAAAUACGAGUUGGUGUCACCCAUGCGUACGUGGUGUUCGUUCAGAUCUUGGGAGGAGUUUGGCUGGAGAGAAACAUGAAAGCGUUUUUAUCUCACGUUUUGUAUUUAGUCGCCAACCCCAAGGCAGCAUCCUCUCAUGUAGACGCGGUUUAUUCUAGAAAAUGUGUUAAUUUUAUCUUGAGGAGUGUAUUAGGGAAAAUGUUAGGCGAGAAAGCACAAUUAUUAGCGUGUAAGGAGAUAGCACAAAUUAUCGUGAAGGAAAUGAAUUCUAUUGAUUUCAACCCGGAAAAUGCCAAAGACUGUAAUCAGGAAACACUAUUUAGCCAACACCUUUUAGUUUGUGCUUUACAAGAAAUUGGAAGUUUAGUUCUUAGUUUAGGCACUACUGCGUACGAUUUAACAACAGAUCCCACUCUCAAUUUAAUAAAUGCCGCUGUAGGCGUUUUGAUUCAUCCAUGUCAAGCAGCUCGGCUCGCCGCAGCAUGGUGUUUACGAUGUAUAUGUGUGGCAGUGCCGAGUCAAACAACACCUUUAAUUGAUAGAUGUGUCGCUGGAAUUGAGGAUUUACGAACUUCUCCAGAAGCUAUAGCAGGUUACAGUUGCGCCUUGGCCGCUGUACUAGGAGGGGUUCAUCUGUCUCCAUUAGGCGUACCACACACUAAAGGAAAAGUGAUAUUCAAUACCGCAGAAGAAUUACUGAGGAGCGCGAGUCAAAAUAGUAGAUUGUCGAUUAAUCGAACUCAAGCUGGAUGGCUACUAAUUGGCGCCAUUAUGACUUUAGGAGUGCCUGUGGUGAGAGGAUUACUACCGAGAAUGUUACUUUUGUGGAGAAAUUCGUUCCCGCGGUCUGCCAAGGAGUUAGAAUCGGAAAAGGCGAGAGGUGAUGCGUUUACAUGGCAAGUUACCUUGGAGGGACGGGCUGGGGCUUUAUCAGCAAUGCAUAGUUUUGUACAAAAUUGCCCUGAAUUGGUUACCGAAGAUAUUAUUCGCAGACUACUAACUCCCAUAGAGUCUGCUUUGGCAAUGUUGGCAAACAUCGCCAAUGUUCUUAAAAGUUACGGUCAACAACUUAAAGCCCCUGCUGCGAUGGUUCGAUUGCGAUUAUACGAAACUCUCUUACUACUUCCUUCACAAUCAUUUGAAGGUUCUUACACCCAUCUAUUACGGAUGUUAGUUGCGGAAUUUACCUUAACUGAAAAUCCUGCAAAUACAACCACUUCACAGCUCAGAACCGUCUGUCAUGCUGAUGAUUCGGUUAUAUUGGGCACUUGGCUACAAGAGACGGAUCAUCGCACAAUUGAGGAUCAAUUGCAACCGAACAGUGCGGCAGGAUCGGGUGCUUUGGAACAUGACCCUUGUUGUCUGUAUCGCCCGUUAUUGAAUGUAAGUGAUUCCAUCGAUUUGAAAAAUUAUUUAUACGUUACACACAGCAUGAGAACUCCUGGUCCACUUCCUCUGGGUGUAGCAGUAAUAGAUAUGUCGGUGGCACUUUUUGGACAAAUUUUUCCAUGUGUUGCCAACAAACACCGAUUGCAAAUGUUAGAGCAUUUUAUCGAGUGUAUAAAGCAUGCGAAGAGCUCUCGGCAGGAAGCUGUACAAAUGAACGUAUUUACUGCUUUGCUGAGUGGUCUAAAAGGAUUAAGUGAGGCAAAAACUAGUUUUGGUCAAGAAGAUGUAAAGAAGGCAGCAACUACCUUGAUCUUAGGGGCGCUAACUUCUGCAAAUCCAAUUUUACGUUGCGCAGCAGGCGAAGCUGUAGGUAGAAUGGCGCAAGUGAUAUCCGAUUCUCGAUUUACCGCCGAACUGGCUCAAACCAGUUUUGAUAAAUUGAAAUCGGCUCGAGAUGUUGCAAGUAGAACAGGCCAUUCGCUGGCGCUAGGAUGUUUGCACCGAUACGUGGGUGGGUUAGGUUCCAGCCAACAUCUUAACACGAGCGUUUCUAUCCUUCUGGCAUUGGCACAGGAUACUACGUCCCCGGUUGUCCAAGUUUGGGCUUUACAUGCACUGGCAUUAAUAUCAGAUUCCGGCGGUCCCAUGUUCAGAGGUUAUGUAGAACCUACAUUAUCAUUAGCGUUAAAAUUAUUGUUAAAUGUUCCUCAAUCACAUAUCGAUAUACAUCAGUGCAUUGGAAAAGUACUUUCUGGUUUAAUAACAACCAUCGGACCAGAAUUGCAGGGCAAUACUGUGUCAAUUUGUAUGGCAAGGUCAUCAUUCCUCUGCGCGUGCGCAAUUAUGCAAGAUCAUCAAGAUCCACUGGUCCAAGCCGAAGCAACAGGGUGUUUACAACAACUUCACUUAUUUGCGCCGCGACAUGUGAAUUUAUCUUCUCUAGUACCCACACUAUGUCGUACUUUAUCUAGUAAUCAUCUUUUGCUACGGAAAGCAGCCACGUCGUGUUUGAGACAGUUGGCGCAAAGGGAAGCAAAGGAAGUUUGCGAGCACGCUAUGACUCUCGCAAACGAAAGUCGAGAUGCUAAUACGGUCGAGGGAUUGUUAAUUACUGAAACCGGACUGCCGGGAGUUUUAUUCACUAUGCUCGAUACGGAAACCGAUAGCAGCCUGAUCAAAGAUAUUCACGAUACGCUGAUUAGUAUGCUGCAAAUGCUAGCCGCAGAUAACCUCUCUCAGUGGCUGGGUUUGUGCAAAGAUGUUUUGACAGUUGCUGCAGGUAUUUAUCACAUUUUUUAUAAAUGCACACUUUAUUUUUACAUUUUGUGUAUUUGGUUCGAAUAGAGCCAUUUUUGAUUC